Molecule: messenger RNA, 2587 nt
Organism: Seriola dumerili (greater amberjack)
Lineage: Eukaryota; Metazoa; Chordata; Actinopteri; Carangiformes; Carangidae
Gene: arid5a
Product: AT-rich interaction domain 5A
Exons: 7
Coding region: 9-1868 (619 amino acids)
Biological process (GO): regulation of transcription by RNA polymerase II
Cellular component (GO): nucleus
Molecular function (GO): transcription cis-regulatory region binding
Source: RefSeq, a predicted model, not a curated record
AUGAGUUAAUGUCACAAAACACAGUCGAGCCGGAGACUAGAAGACAACUUCUGGAAAUGGCUCAAGAGGACCAGAGUGAGACGUCACAACAAACAGCAGCCAGUGAUGAAGAGAAGGGGACGAUGACCCAGGCUUCUCCCCCUGUUAUUGAGAUUCACGACUCUACGAAUGAAUGUGAGGAAGAGGUGAGGCCCAGUCUGGUGCAGAUGGAGGAGAAGGCUUUUGUAUCGAGUCUGCACUCUUUUAUGAAGGACAAAGGUUCACCCAUAGAAAGGAUCCCACACCUGGGAUUCAAACAGAUUAAUCUUUGGAAGAUCUACAAAGCUGUUGAGAAACGUGGGGGCUAUGAUUUAGUGACGGCACAGCGUCUUUGGAAAAAAGUGUAUGAUGAGCUGGGAGGAAGUCCAGGAAGCACCAGUGCUGCUACUUGCACCCGCAGACACUAUGAGAGGCUUGUGCUGCCCUUUGAAAGACACAUAAAAGGAGAGGAAGACAAACCUUUGCCACUGAGCAAACCACGGAAGCCCUAUAAGAGAAAUUUGGAUGGCAAGGUCAACAAGGCUGAGGUUAAGAGGAAAAGGACACAGUCGGAUAGAGAGAUGGAUUCUGAGAUACUCACCCAGAGGAGUCCAGACGCUGCCUGCCAAAGUGAAGCAGUGAUGCAUCCUCACUCUGCUCUCUGGGCUGCCACCUCUGACAGACACCAUCCAGACAGCUCUCAGCCAAGCAGAGCCCCCACUGAGAUUUGUCCUUCUCUCUACCUUCUCCCGGUGCCCACAUCCAGCCCUUGGACUACUCAGUGCCUUACGACACCAGCAUCUGCUGCUGGAGAGGUCAUCUCGCCUCUGGAGAAAAAGAAGCGAAUGGCUCAGGCCAGCCUAAACUUGCCCCCGAGUCCACAGAGCGAAGAUAAAGAAAGGCCCUCCGUCAUCUGCUGCUCCCAGUCUCCAGCCCGGGCUUCUUCCAGCCAGAACUGCAACUCCUCUGAUGGCUCCCCGCGCCCUUUAUCCUCCUCCUCUUCCCGCAGCCCCUCCCCUCUCUCUGUUUCAUCAGAGGACGGUCCGGCAGGAAACGAAGAUAAUCCUGCAUCAACCUCAGAACUGAGUCAAAACUGUUCCAGCUCUGUUAAAAAUACACCCAACCAUAGAGAGGACAACAAGUCUGUGAGCUGUUCCAAAGAUCUUACACGACUGAAUAAAGACGUUUCUCAUGUCAGCUCCCAAUCACUGACCACUGACUCAAUAAAAAGCCAAUUUAAAGACUGUCCUUGGAAGCCAUUCCACAAAGGGAGUGGCAAAUAUUUCACCCAUCCUUACCCCUCAUCCCCCUCUUUCCCUGAGAAAUCUGACUGUGCUGCAACAUCUAUGUCUAGUUUCACCAAAGUUAUUCCAAAAUCUGUGCAGCUUCUGCGGCCCGCUCCUAUUCGACCAAGUUAUAAAAUUCACCCUAACAGGUUGGCGCACCAGGACGACCCUCUGACUUGUGCCAAGAAGCUGAACAACAUGGCUCCGUGGCUUUAUCAGACAGAGAAGAGGGAGAAAUCCAGGACAAUGCUACAAAAAGUUCCUCCCGCUCAGCAGAAUCUGUCCCAUUCCACCACCCCCCUGCCAGUGUCAUGCAUCCUGUCAAGCUACGAUAAAUCAGGGAGAGACUCUCGGCACCAGCCUCCAUUACACUCUAUGUUCCUCCCCAGCAGAAUGAGACUACCUCAGUCCCAGCUAAUGUACCGUCAUAUACCAGUGGGUCCAGCUCACUCUGCUCUCAUAGGGUCUGCUGUUUACCCAUAUCCUUACUCCUUUCCUCUGUUUAAUCCCCAAACUGGAUAUGCCCUACCGGCCAUGAAUCACAUUUAUCCUCACAAGCUGUGAUUUUUUUUUUUUUUGUAUUUCAACUCCACAAUUGUUGAAAUAAUCAAAGUUCAUCUUUGCACUGAGGAAGGCAUACCAUGGAGCUUGUUGGCCCACUUUUGUAUUGCGCAGUGUAGUUUUGGUGAGGCCUUGCUUGUGUUUUACUGCAAUUAACUGACUGUGACCAAAACCAAACAAUACUGAAAAGAAGAAAUGAAGUCAGGGUAGUGACGGCGAGGUAGAUUUAUAGGAUCAUCUAAGUGCGUUGAAUGGGUGUGUUCGUUUUUUGCUGUGAAUUAAUCAAUAAUACUUAGUAUUACACUGGUGUAUCAUGUAAAUUUAAAGUGUUAAAAUAAUAAAAUUAGCUGUUAUUAUCUGUUAUUUACCCAAGAUUUUUUUUGUAGAUGUCACUUUACACAAUGUGCAGGCAAAAAUAUACAAAUUUCAAUGACAUAUCUUUAUGAAUAUGAGAAAUUCACAAUAGAUUGCUGAAACACAUCUGGUUCAGUUAGAGAUAGACAGAAGACAGAUUUUGUCAGAAUCACACUUCUUCUGCAUUUUUCCUCACUUGCACAAUUUCAAUAACUAAGUUAAAAACUUUCUGGACUGUUCAUCAUUGUACUGUAUCGUGAAGUUUGUUGAACUGUAUCUGCCUUAUACCAGUGUUAAACUUUUUUUUUUUAAACAUUACAUGCAGAUCUCAUUGUCAUUCAAAUGUAUUUAAACAGAAAGUACUAGAU